Messenger RNA from Candoia aspera, 4584 nucleotides. RefSeq names its product phosphodiesterase 3B (gene PDE3B). NCBI's taxonomy places the organism in Eukaryota, Metazoa, Chordata, Lepidosauria, Squamata, Candoiidae. The transcript has 16 exons. The record is from RefSeq and is a predicted model, not a curated record. Gene Ontology annotation, cellular component: membrane. Gene Ontology annotation, molecular function: calmodulin-activated 3',5'-cyclic-GMP phosphodiesterase activity; protein kinase B binding. Gene Ontology annotation, biological process: signal transduction. The coding region runs from base 306 to 3644 and encodes 1112 amino acids.
UCUGCGAGAGUGAGCGAGCGAGGGAAAGGGGGAAAGAGGUACUUUUACCUUUCUCCCGCUCUCUCUGUCUCUUUCUCCCUUCCUCCGGCUUUUACCCACCAUGCUCCGAGUCUGGACUCUGCGAUCCCGCCGCCGUUUGCGCUUCAGGAGCGAGGCUCAUUAUUGCUGGCUUUCCCCGGGUUUCCCUCUCUAGGGAAAGGAUGAAGAAGGCAGGGUCGGGAGGUAGGAGAAGCUGACGAACUCUCGCUUCUUCUUCUCCUUCUUCUCCGCCUCCACCUCCUCCAGCCUGUUCCUGCGCGACCACCAUGAGGGAUGAGAAAGAAGCCGCCGCCGCCGCCGCCGCUCCUUGCUGCCGCGGGCUCAACAAACUUCUCAGCCAGCAUCCUCCGGCUCGCGGUUCUGCGGAGCCCAGCCUGCGGAACGGCUACGCGAAGGGAUGCGCGACUCCCCUGCCCCGGAGCCCCCCGCUGGACCUCCGUGCGCUGCUCCCAGCCGCCUCUCGCCGGCCUCUGGUCUUGGGGCUGGGCGCCGCGGCUGCUGCCUUGGUUCUCCUGGCGUGGUCCUUGCUCUGGGGAGAGCGCGAAAGGAAAGCAGGCGGAGCUGCGAGCCGCCCCGAAGCAGCCGGGCUGUUGGCACCGCUCGGGCUUUGCCAGUGCCUGAGUCCCCUCUUCAGUCUCGCCUGUGCCUUUUACUUCCUCACCUGCUAUCUGGCCCGGGACGAGCCCGGCGGCCUCUGGUGGCUUCUGGCGCUGCCGGUUUGCUGCUACGCGGGGGAUCUGGUGGCGCUGCAGUGGCUCCUGCUGUCCCGCCAGGCCAAAGCAGAGGAAGGCGUCCCCCAACCCCCACCCGCCGAAGUGCAGAUGAUGGCGGGGCGGUUGCUGGCCGCGCUCGGCACUGUGGCUGGGCUGACCCUUUUGCAGCGCAGCCUCAAACUCCGCAGCAGCCUCCUGGUUUUGGUUUUCUCCAGCUUCGUGUGGCUGGUCUCGCUCACCUGUCUGGGUGCUCUGCCUCCGCCCCUUAGACCGCUGCUGUCCUGCUUCGCCGGGACGGCGGGAUGCUUGUUGGCGCUGCUGGGAGGAGGGUGCUGCAUAUGCUCCUCUCGCUCCCCUCUGGGUCGGUGUUCACAGCAGCAAGCCCGGUGUUCGCAUCCCAAGUUGCCCAGCAGCACAGAGCACAGAGUUCCUGUGAUCCGACCCAGGAGGAGAUCCAGUUGUGUGUCCUUGGGAGAGACUUCUGCCACUUACUAUGGCAGCUGCAAAAUGUCCAGGAGACCUUCGUUGCCUUGCAUUUCUAAAGAACAGAUGAUUCUUUGGGAUUGGGACUUAAAGCAGUGGUAUAAACCUCAUCAUCAGAAUGCAUGCAGUCGAACUGAAGUUGAUCUUUCCGUACUAAAUCAGACUCGCAACAUGGUGUCUGAUCUUCUGUCUGAUCCAGUCCUUCCUCCACAUGUGAUUUCUUCUCUUCAAAGCAUCAGUAACUUGCUAAGUGCUUUCUCAGGUUCAUGCAGACCAAAGAUUAACCUGUUUACUCCCUUUCCGGGGUUUUAUGCCUGUCCAGAAAUGGAAGACUCACCUGAAAGAGGAGACUGUAAGCUGCACAAGGUACUGGGCAGCCGAAAUAGCUUGCCAACGCCACAGUUAAGGCGAAGUUUAGGAACCUCAAGUUUGCUGCCCAUUGAUCCAGCUUCUAGAUGGGAACGCAAUAAUGGCAAAAGGUCACACCAUGAGUAUAAUCUUUCAAGCCAGGGAUCUUAUCCAAAUGGGCCUAUUGUCAGCACAAACCUGUUGACAAUACCGAAACAAAGAUCAUCUUCAGUGACCUCAGCAAACAAUGCAGGGUCUAGACGAGCUGGAGUUUCUCAGAAUCUAAGUCCUGGAGCUUCACCCAGUAAUGGAUUUCUGUCUAGCGGGUACCACCGAUCACCUGUAGAAUUUCCUGAUACUGCUGAUGUUCUUACUAAACCUAGUAUUAAUGUACAUAAAUCUCUGGGAAGCACAUUUAAUUCUUCAGAUUUUCAGCAACCAUUUAGAACAUCUUCAUGUUAUACCUGUAACAGUUGCAGGCGACAGGCGUUCAACUCUGUCGCAAACCCAUUAUUUGAAUCUGUGGCAGAACGUCAAAGCCAAAAAUCAGGUGAGGAUGGAAAUAGCAAUGUUUCAAAAGACUCCAGCCGUUUUACAGAGAAACUGCUCAGUGAAAUGGCAGAAACAAAAAAUCACAGUUGUCAAAUGGAUCAAACUAAGAAUUUUCAGUCCAAUAUUGAGGAGGAUCCUUCAUUAGAACUGAUGUUAAUAGAAAACCACAAUUCAUUAAUGGAGGAAAUGAACAGCUGGAAUUUUCAAAUAUUUGAUUUUGUUCAAAAAAUGGGAGAUAAAUCUAGAAGAAUUCUUAGUCAGGUUGCAUUUACAUUGUUUCAAGACACUGGUUUAUUUGAAAUUUUCAAAAUUCCAAUUCAGCAGUUCAUGAACUACUUUCAAGCACUAGAAAAUGGUUAUCGAGACGUUCCCUAUCACAAUCGAAUACACGCAGCAGAUGUUCUUCAUGCCGUGUGGUAUCUUACCACAAGACCAAUUCCUGGAUUUCAGCAAAUAGACAGUGACUCUGGGACAGGAACCACCAUUGAAAGUGAUAUUUCAGCUGGCCAUGUUGCCUAUGUUUCCUCCAAAAGCUGUCCUGUUGUAGAUUUAAACUAUGGAUAUUUAGCAUCAAAUAUUCCAGCUUUAGAAUUAAUGGCUUUAUAUGUAGCAGCAGCCAUGCAUGAUUAUGAUCAUCCUGGGCGGACAAACGCUUUUCUGGUAGCAACAAAUGCUCCACAGGCUGUGUUAUACAAUGAUAAAUCAGUUCUAGAAAAUCAUCAUGCAGCCUCUGCAUGGAGUCUUUUCUUAUCUCUACCAGAAUACAAUUUUCUGUCUAAUCUUGACCAUGCGCAGUUCAAACGAUUUCGAUUUUUAGUGAUUGAAGCAAUUCUUGCAACAGACCUCAAGAAACAUUUUGAUUUUCUUGCUGAAUUUAAUGCCAAGGUAAGCAUGAAUGGGCACGGUAUCGAAUGGAGCAGUGAGAGUGAUCGACUGUUAAUAUGCCAGAUAUGCAUCAAGCUCGCGGAUAUCAACGGUCCAGCCAAAGUCAGAGAUCUACACCUGAAAUGGACAGAAGGGAUUAUUAAUGAAUUUUAUGAACAGGGAGAUGAAGAAGCAAAUCUGGGGCUACCUAUUAGCCCUUUUAUGAACCGACAUUCUCCUCAACUUGCCAAAUUACAAGAAUCUUUUAUUACCCAUAUUGUUGGUCCUCUUUGCAAUUCUUAUGAUGCAGCUGGCUUGCUUCCAGGCCAGUGGAUUGAAAAAGGGGAGAUGGAAAGCUCUGAGGAUUAUGAUGCAGAAGAGAAUAGCGAAGAAGAUGAAAUUGAAGAUUUAGGAACAAAGUUACAAAGAAGAAAAAGCAGACAGCGAAUAUUUUGUCAACUAAUAUACCAUUUGAAUGAAAAUCAUAAAAUAUGGAAGAAAAUCAUGGAAGAAGAGGAGCUAAAUAAACCAGAAGAAAAUAAUCAUUCAGAAAAUAGCUCCUUAUGUCAAACAGAUGAGAUUCAGGUCAUUGAGGAAGCAGACGAAGAAGAGGAACGACAACAAGGACAAGAAAAAACAUUUUAGAAAGACUUCAUAACUGUGUUCCAGACUGCUCCAAGAAAUGUAUACUCUUACCCAUAAUGCUGGCUAUAAACUGACAGACUUGAGAGAAGUGUGAAAAAUAGUACACUGAAUAAUGUCAAAGGACAUUUAUUUCUUCAACAUCAUCACACUUUUAUGCAGUUUCACCACAUGGAAAUAAAAAAACCCUUUAUUCAUAGAUUUACUGAAUACUGCAUUCCAUGAUGAGAUUUUAUGUCCAGCUUGGUGUUCAAGUACCUUGUUUUGCUGCCUUCCUGAAAGUAACUAUUAUCAAAAUGGAAUGUACAUAAUUUUGGGGAAAAAUCAGUCUGAAAUACCCAAGUUACAAGGACAAUUGUUUUACUGAAGCUCUUGAGACAAAUGCCUAUGAUGUUUUAGAACUGGUAUUUUGUUUUUAAUGUGAACCUUAAAAUCACUGUGCCUCUCAAUAUGCAGUUCCCAUCAAUUUAUUUUGCAAGAGUUUUAUUAAUGAAGUUAUUGGAUUGAUUUAACCAUUAGAUGAUUGCAACCAGAAUUGCUGGGUUCUGGGUUCUUUAUGGUUAAAACUGAAUUCCUUCUGCAUCUGUUUGAUGCUUUUUUUUUUUUUUUACUGUGGUAAAUAACCUGCCAUUUUAUUUUUCUAAAAAUGUACAGGUUUCCAAUAAGUAUUCAGGCUAAUUUGCUAAAUACACCCCUGUUGCCUUUCUCUCAUUGUUCUGCAAUAGAACAUACAAGCUAUUUAACUAUUUUAAUAAUAACAGGAUUUUAUUCUUUUAGUCAAUGUUAUAAAUAUGUCCUACUCUUUCUCAGGAUAAAGGUUUAAAAACAUGGCACAGCAGAUUUUAUAUUUACAGUCUUAUGCUAAUGCUAGAUGGUCAUUAAAAAUGGAUUUUCACUCUAUGUAACCUCCAUAAAAAUUAAAAUAUGGUUUUCUAUAAACAUA